AUGGGUCCCGAUGAAGAGAUAGAGGGGCCACCUCCUCGCUUUCUAGGCGAUGACCCCAGACCGACCAGCAAGAAGGAGCUCGCGGGCUGGUAUUGCUACGGCUGGGCUGCCGAGGUGUUCACUGUCUGUGCAAUGGGUACAUCCCUCCUCCCUCCCUUAUAUGUGAGCUUCCUCAUUCCUAACCAGCCUUAUAUAGGGUCGUUUCUCCCGAUCACGCUGGAACAGCUAGCACGAGAUCAGGGUGUUCUUCUAUCAGAUAAAACAACUCCGUGUAGCCUAACAUGGAACCCGGCCAAACAUCCACUCAAAGACACCGGGUACAGCGUGCAAUCCCCAGCAACCGGCCAAUGCGUUGUCUAUAUCCUGGGUGCUGAGGUCAACACUGCUAGUUUCGCCUUGUAUACAUUCUCUCUAAGUGUCUUGGUCCAGGCUAUUCUGAUUAUUUCCAUGUCUGGGGCCGCUGAUCAUGGAAGUUAUCGCAAAAAGUUGCUUGUCCUUUUUGCCUUUGUCGGCUCAAUAGCUACAAUGCUGUUUCUUGCUGUGAUUCCCCGGGUUUACCUUCUCGGCGGGUUUCUUGCCAUCGUUGCGAAUACAUGCUUCGGUGCGUCCUUUACAUUGUUGAAUUCCUUUUUACCAGUCCUCGUGCGCUACCACCCAGCCAUGCUGGAAAAGGACGGCGAACGUCAAGUACUUGGUUCGCAGAGCUUGGGAUCAGCACAAGAAGAACUUUCUCCGACAAUCGAAAAUGGUAAUCACGGUGAUUAUUUCGAUUCAUCAACGCCCCUAUUACAACCCACUUCUGGAGAUGGCAGAAAGGCAGAGGGAGUGACCUCUUUGGAACUUAAUCUUUCCACCAGAAUUUCCUCCAAUGGCAUUGGAAUAGGCUAUAUUGGGGCAGUGAUUCUACAAAUGCUCCUUAUCUUCGUCGUGGCGAUGACCAACCAAACGACAUUAUCACUACGUCUUGUGAUGUUUCUCAUCGGCCUGUGGUGGUUUGUAUUCACCAUCCCAGCAAUGACCUGGCUGCGUCCCCGACCCGGUCCCCCUCUUUUAGGAACUGAUGGGAAACCCCUCGACUCUUGGUCAGCGUAUAUCGUGCAUGCGUGGAAGUCUCUCGGGAAAACUGCAAUGCGCGCACGCCGUCUCAAAGACAUCCUCCUCUUCCUUGCGGCCUGGUUCCUGCUCAGCGACGGUAUCGCCACUGUCAGCGGGACAGCCGUACUUUUUGCGAAAACGCAGCUGGACAUGAAACCGGCUGCUCUGGGGCUGAUCAAUGUGAUCGUCAUGAUCGCCGGUGUCUUUGGGGCCUUUUCCUGGAGAUACGUAUCGAACUUUCUUGGGUUACGCGCAUCGCAGACUAUCAUUGCCUGCAUCCUCCUCUUUGAACUCAUCCCCAUCUACGGGAUCCUCGGGUUCGUUCCAUCCGUGCAGCGACUCGGCAUUGGUCUCCAGCAACCUUGGGAAAUGUACCCGCUGGGGGCGGUCUAUGGACUGGUCAUGGGAGGUCUAUCCUCCUAUUGUCGGAGUUUCUUUGCCGAGCUCAUUCCACCUGGAUAUGAGGCCGCAUUCUAUGCACUGUAUGCAAUUACCGACAAGGGAUCUAGUAUCUUUGGUCCUGCCAUCGUGGGCAUGAUUGCCGAUCGAUAUGGGGAGAUUCGACCAGCCUUUGUGUUCCUGGCCGUUCUAAUUAUCCUACCAUUGCCCCUGAUGUUGCUUGUAGAUGCUGACCGUGGUAAACGAGAUGCGCUCGAGCUUGGAGCUGAACUAGACCGGAUCUCAGAAACCACGGCCACGGGUUAUGGGACUAUGUCGGAUAGAGUGGAAGAUCCAUUGCGAGCCGAAAGGUGUGGCUCGGACCAUGUAGAUCAAUUUACCUUUCUUCAUUUGGACCUCUCGGGCUCUUCUCCGCUGACAUCUUUCUUCCUUAUCUUUGUACGGUGUGUAAGUGUGGACAGAUCGCUAGAUUGA
Penicillium manginii is the source of this 1968-nucleotide messenger RNA. RefSeq names its product putative autophagy protein Atg22 (gene atg22-1). NCBI's taxonomy places the organism in Eukaryota, Fungi, Ascomycota, Eurotiomycetes, Eurotiales, Aspergillaceae. The transcript has a single exon. The record is from RefSeq and is a predicted model, not a curated record. Gene Ontology annotation, biological process: amino acid transmembrane export from vacuole. The coding region runs from base 1 to 1968 and encodes 655 amino acids.